Lates calcarifer (barramundi perch) is the source of this 1951-nucleotide messenger RNA. Its product is annotated as ovarian cancer G-protein coupled receptor 1-like. The record is from RefSeq and is a predicted model, not a curated record. Gene Ontology annotation, cellular component: membrane. Lineage: Eukaryota; Metazoa; Chordata; Actinopteri; Centropomidae. The coding region runs from base 153 to 1109 and encodes 318 amino acids. Gene Ontology annotation, molecular function: G protein-coupled receptor activity. Gene Ontology annotation, biological process: G protein-coupled receptor signaling pathway. The transcript has 3 exons.
UAUUGUUAAGCUGGCCUCAACUUUUUUUAAUCUGUGUACUGAACCCUUUUUGGCAAGUCUGUAUUUGAAUCACUUUUCUGUCUAUGAGUUGUGCUGUUGAGUCAUUUUGCCCGUGGUUUCUCCAAUUUUUACAACAAGUCACACUGUGAAGAAUGGAAGCCUCCUACCUGCACGACAAAUCUGACUACAAUGACACUCACUACAAUGACAAUUACCAACCUCCCUCCAGCGUCUUCGAAAGUGAUGGCUGGUUUGAAUUGUACAAUUUUUGCAUUAAGUAUGGGCUUCGGAAUGAUUUUGCUAAGUUAUCUGCAUGGACUGUGAUCUUGAUAGGUUUUCCUCUGACCGUGCUGGCCAUCUAUUUUCUGUAUUCACAGGUGCGAGACAACCAUGUUGCACCGGUCUAUGUCAUCAACCUUCUGAUCUCUGACCUUAUCAAGAUAUGUAGCUUGGUGAUCUGGAUGGUUGACUGGCAGCAUCUUGAAUAUAAUGCCUGGGAAUAUUAUGUUAUUGCUCUCUGUGUCUCCACAUUGAUCUUCUACAUUGGUCUGCUGGUCAGUGUUGGCUUCAUGGUGUGUGUAGCCCUAGAAAGGUAUUUAAUUGUCACCUGGCCUCUGUGGUACCGCUUCAGAUGUAGCAUCAAGUUUUCUGUGGUGGUCUCCGUCAUGGUCUGGGUCUUUGGUUUCAUUGAGUUCAUUAUAGCAUUUUUUGUCCCCUAUGCCCUCUUCAUCCUCCUCCUCCUCCCUUUCCCCUUGCUCAUCUUCUUCCUGGCUGGGACCAUCAAAGCCCUCUCUAUGGACAUUUCUGUCUCUGUUAAAGAAAAACAGCAGAUCAUAGGAACUUUAGUCCUGGUGCUGCUGCACUACACACUACUGCUCUUGCCCCGGGUCAUUUUGAUCAUGGAAAGGUCAUUUAAUGGUGAUGAAUUUACUUAUAUUUUUUUGGUUUUAUUGAUUUUUGUAGAGUUGACAGACUUUAGUCCUUUUGCAGACUUGGUUCUGUGUGUUUUCAUAAGCAAAGGGUCUACAGAGAAGCCGCUGACCUCCCUGUGUUGUUGCAGGGUAACAAGAGAGGAAGAACAGGGUCGGGUAGCCACCAUAAAUAGCUAACCACAGAAGUAGACAGAGCAUUAAUUCAUUCAUUAUCUAUACUGGACUUAGGGAGGAAUAAUAAUAAAAAAAAUAACAAUAAAUAAAUAAAAUGAUAUGAUUAUCUAAUUUGAAUUAUAUUGUUUUAUUUUGCAAGCCUUAAAUGUUCAGAGACAAAGAGACAACAUAUUUGUUUUCCAUCAAAAUAUCUGAUCUUGCAGUAGAAUAUUCAGUUGUAGUAACUGUGUAAUUUUCAUACUUAUACACUCUUUUUGCUCUUAUAUAUGUUAGACAAUAAUUGUGGUCUGGUGUAAUUCUGGAAAAGUUCAAAGUGACUUCAAAAGUAAUGUUUUUAUUUACAUUUGACCUAAACCAGGAACUUUCCCUAACCUUAAACCAAAGUGCUUUUGUAACAUAAACCACAGAUGUGACUGUGGAUGUGAACUAUGAGCUCUGGUGCACUUGCGUGUGCUGUCCACCUCAAUCACCUCCUAGUGACUCUGCUGCCAUUAAUAAAUGUAGCACUUUAUUCUUUCUAAGAAAGAACAUGUUGCUUCUGAAUAUCCAACAAGUCAUCAUGUUUCCACCACAAUAUAUUUGGGGAAACAAUUUAGUAGUAAAUGAACAUAAUUUCUACAAGACGGGGUUAGUUGCUCUUUUCACUGUGUCCUGCUGUUGUGUGGAAAAACUACUUGGAUGUGUAGAAUAAAAUUAGAUGACAGUUAUUCAUGCACAGAUGUAAAAAGAUCAUUCAUUGACUUGCUUUUUAAAAUCAAAACAAUGAGUUUGUUUGGUUGCACUGUAAAAAGAUCAGCAGCAGUUCCCCUUGUGUUGUAUUUCUGAUAUUGUGACCCUUGCAAAUG